UCAGAAUAAAAGUGCGCAAGCUACUUAAUGCUGUUUGUGAGUCCAUGCCUGGGCUCUGGUGACCUCACUGGCGUUACCUCUUGUUGUGCCCCCUUGGAACUUGAGAUCAAUGGUUUUUCGUUCUGGGGUGCGGGGGGACAGUGUCAAAUUUCUCUUUAGGGAUCUAAAAAAGCUGUAAACCUUGGAAAGUAAAAACUUGUGAGGUUUUCAAAUCCUCUUCCUCCCAAUUGUGGCCUUCAGGUUAGAACUCCUUUCCUAUUCCUUGACCAUUGUGAAGUCCUGGCAGCUCCCAGACUAUCCAUGCCUGCCAUCCCCUCUAGGUCUUUGCCUUGCCCACUCACUGCCGGAGACCCUUCCUCAUCGCCUGCACUUUAACUUCUGCUCAUCCUUCUAGUCUGUUUUGAGGUCUCCUCCUCCAAGAAAUAAGCAUUUCCUGACCCCGCCCUUCCCCAGGCCUGGAGGACUCCCACUCAUUCCAUAGGGUAAAUCAGGACCACAGCUGCCUUCUCCAUAUCUAAAGAUCUCCAUGUCCUAGGACCAUAAAGUGGGAAGUUCUGCCCCUUAUCUCACCACCCAUCUCACGCAAGCCAGGGACUGGUGUGAUGACAGAAGUAGGAGUUGAGGCCUAGUAAAUACUCCCUGAGGUGGUGAAGAAAUAAAUGAAGGGGACAGACUGGCGUCGAAACCAGAGCACAGAUCCUCAGAGUACGGCAGCCCCAGGCCCUAGGAAGGCACUCAUUUAACCACCCACCAUCCACUCCAAAAUUAGGCAUGCUGGGCGCUGAAGUCACAGCACUGAGCAAGAUGAAUAGUAGUCCAGAUCCCUCCUGCUGUUGCAAUUUUGUGGCAGUUCAGAUAGGAGAGGCUGAGGGGCCCCUCUGACCCCAGCGUCCCUUUCCUACCUGGCUGCUGAGAGAUGAGGGAAGCACGCAUGCGCGUAGACGGCCCACCUUCGCGCCGGAACCUUGAUGCCCGGGCGCAGCGGGGCACUCGGCGCAGGGAGCCUGCUCAGCCGGAAGUGACUGCUGAGGGCGUGGGGCUUGGAUCGGCGUGUGGAACCUGCCGCGGCGGUUGACAAGUUGUACAAAAUCAGGAUGGAGGCCGUGGCGACUGCGGCGGCGGCGGGGGAACCCGAUAAGGGCUGCACGGAGCCCAGUCCCAGCCACUGGGGGGAGCUAAGCUGGACACCGGUCCCACCCGAGCCCCAGGACAAGGAGGCCGCCUCGGAGGGAGCACCAGGGGGUCUGGACAACGACCCCCACAGGGCCGAGAGCGCAGCAGUGAGCGCCAUGCUGCAGGCCGUGGCCUCCAGCCGCCUGCCCGUGUGCAGCCAGCAGCGGGGCGAGCCUGACCUCACCGAGCGGGAGAAGGUGGCCAUCCUGCGCCAGCUGUACCACGAGAAGCCACUGGUGUUCCUGGAGCGCUUCCGCACAGGCCUCCGCGAGGAGCACCUGGCCUGCUUUGGCCACUUGCGUGGCGACCACCGCGCAGACUUCUACUGUGCUGAGGUGGCCCGGCAGGGCGCCGCCCGGCCCCGUGCCCUGCGUACCCGCCUGCGCAACCGGCGCUACGCUGCCCUGCAGAAGCUCAUCCAAGGUGGCAAGUACUUCAGCGAUGAGCAGAUGCGGUUCCGGGCUCCGCUGCUGUACGAGCAGUACAUCGGGCAGUACCUAACCCAGGAGGAGCUCAGCGCCCGCGCCCUGGCCCCCCAGUCCCCCAAGCCCUGCUCCCCUGGCACCCCUGUCUGCCUGCUCUCCGACCUGCUGCUCCAGUCCUACCAGGAGCGGGAGCUGCAGCAGCGGCUGCUCCAGCAGCAGGAGGAGGAGGAGGCCUGCCUGGAGGAGGAGGAAGAGGAGGAGGACAGCGACGAGGAAGACAGGAGCUCUGGUAAAGACUCCGAGGCCUGGAUCCCCGACUCAGAGGAGAGGCUGAUCCUACGGGAGGAGUUCACCAGCCGGAUGCACCAGCGCUUCCUGGAUGGCAAAGAUGGGGACUUUGACUACAGCACAGUGGACGACAACCCCGACUUGGACAACCUGGAUAUUGUGGCACGGGAUGAGGAGGAGAGGUACUUCGAUGAGCAGGAGCCUGAGGAUGCGCCCAGCCCAGCCCAGAGCUAG
Trichechus manatus latirostris (Florida manatee) is the source of this 2120-nucleotide messenger RNA. It is a transcript of the gene CCDC97, whose product is annotated as coiled-coil domain containing 97. NCBI's taxonomy places the organism in Eukaryota, Metazoa, Chordata, Mammalia, Sirenia, Trichechidae. The transcript has 5 exons. Bases 1095 to 2120 code for a protein of 341 amino acids. The record is from RefSeq and is a predicted model, not a curated record.